UCCCAUCUGUGGAAAUUAAAAUUGAUAAAAGUCCAAUCUCUGAAUCUCUCUCUCUCUCUCUCUCUCUCUCUCUCUGCUCCCUUACUAGGACUUUAGGGUGCCUAUAAAUUGGAGCUGCUGGCUCGGUUCUCCAACACUUGUUGUAGGAGACAAAGCUUGCAUAGCAUUCUUUAACAAAGCAGGGCACUCUUAGUUGUAUCCUAAUUCUGUGUCGGUGAUGGCUGAUAAUUCAGCAAGCAAUGGAAGCCACGAGGUGGUUUUACAUGUAAACGGCGCCUCCAAAAAGCGUGAAGACUCAUCAAGCAUUCAGGUCUAUGCGCCUUUUUUGCAGAAGUUGGUGGCAGAGGUGGUGGGGACGUACUUCUUGAUAUUUGCUGGGUGUGGUUCGGUGGUAGUGAACCUUGACAAGGACAAGGAGGUGACACAUCCUGGGAUUUCCAUUGUUUGGGGACUCACUGUUAUGGUAUUGGCAUAUUCUCUUGGUCACAUCUCUGGUGCUCAUUUCAACCCUGCCGUUACCAUUGCUCAUGCUACCACCAGAAGGUUUCCCUUGAAGCAGGUACCGGCUUAUGUUGUAGCUCAGAUUAUUGGAUCAACCCUUGCUAGUGGAACUCUCAGACUUUUAUUCAAUGGGAAGAAUGACCAUUUUUCGGGAACACUACCGGCUGGUUCUAAUCUUCAAGCUUUUGUGGUUGAAUUCAUAAUCACUUUCUACCUCAUGUUCGUCAUUUCUGGAGUAGCCACUGAUAACCGAGCGAUUGGUGAGUUGGCAGGGCUUGCUGUAGGGUCUACCGUACUACUAAAUGUGAUGUUUGCCGGGCCAAUCACUGGAGCUUCAAUGAACCCAGCAAGAAGCUUGGGGCCUGCUAUUGUGCACCAUAAGUACAGUGGAAUAUGGAUAUAUUUGCUGUCACCAACUCUAGGAGCUGUAGCGGGUACAUGGACCUACAAUUUCAUUAGGUACACAAAUAAGCCUGUGCGUGAGAUCACCAUGAGUGCCUCUUUCCUCAAAGGAGCAGAACGUGGAAAUGGAGCUCAGUGAUUUAACACCAAAUGCAAUAAUGUUCUUUUUUCUUCCUUUUUCUUAUUUUUGAAGAGCACCAUAUGCAUUGGGGUUAAUGUAAGGAAGAUUCUCUUAUUUAGAGUGCCAAAUAACCCUGUAAUGUACAGCUAGAGGAAAUGAAAAACACAGUUUCUC
Abrus precatorius (Indian licorice) is the source of this 1198-nucleotide messenger RNA. RefSeq names its product nodulin-26-like. Gene Ontology annotation, molecular function: channel activity. Bases 218 to 1042 code for a protein of 274 amino acids. Lineage: Eukaryota; Viridiplantae; Streptophyta; Magnoliopsida; Fabales; Fabaceae. The record is from RefSeq and is a predicted model, not a curated record. Gene Ontology annotation, biological process: transmembrane transport. The transcript has 5 exons. Gene Ontology annotation, cellular component: membrane.